UGGAGCAGUGAGAGGAAGAUGGCGGCGGUUAGCUGUAGCGGGCGCGCGCGGUCCCUCCUGCGCCUCUUCCUGUGGCAGUGUGUGUUUGCGGCGGCGGCGCUCGGCGUCAAACCCGGAGCCAACGGCAACUUCCAUCCUCCGCCUCCUCCGGCCGUGGUGCCUGUGAACCGGCAGCUGAAGCUGGGCGCGGGGAGCCCGGUGAAUGUCGGCGGCGGCGGGGUGUCGCGGAGGGCGGGCGGCUGGAAGCUGGCGGAGGAGGCGGCCUGCAGAGACGACGCGAACCGCCUGUGCCCCAAACACAGCUGGAGCAACAACCUGGCAGUGCUGGAGUGCCUACAGGACAGAAAGGAGGAAACAGAGAUCGCUUCUGACUGCAACCAUCUGCUGUGGAACUACAAACUGAACUUGACUACUGAUCCCAAGUUCGAGUCUGUAGCAGUUGAAGUGUGCAAAAGUACAAUCUCAGAGAUUAAAGAAUGUGCGGUUGAAGAAAGAGGUAAAGGCUAUCUAGUGUCCUGUCUGGUGGAUCACCGUGGUAACAUCACGGAGUACCAGUGCAACCAGUACAUCACGAAGAUGACCAGCAUCAUCUUCAGUGACUAUCGCCUCAUCUGCGGGUUCAUGGACAAGUGUCGAGAGGACAUCAACACCCUGCACUGUGGAAGCAUCACCACUGGGGAGAAAGACCUGCACUCUCAAGGUGAGGUCAUUGCGUGUCUGGAGAAGGCUGUGGUUCGAGAAGCGGAGCAGCAAGACAAGGUUCACCAAAUCCGAGACGAGUGCAAGAAGGCCAUCAUGCGAGUGGCCGAGCUCUCGUCUGACGACUUCCAUCUGGACCGCUACCUCUACUUUUCCUGUCGGGAUGAUCGAGAGCGGUUCUGUGAAAACACCCAAGUUGGAGAAGGAAGGGUUUACAAAUGUCUGUUCAACCACAAAUUUGAGGACGCGAUGUCUGAAAAGUGCAGAGACGCCCUGACCACGAGGCAGAAACUGAUCGCUCAGGACUAUAAGGUCAGUUACUCUCUGGCGAAAGCGUGCAAGGCUGACCUCCGUAAAUACCGCUGCAGCCUGGACGCCAACAUGCCCCGAGCUCGAGAGGCGAGACUGUCGUACUUGCUGCUCUGCCUGGAGUCUGCAGUUCACCGAGGACGCACGGUGAGCGGAGACUGUCAGGGCGAGAUGCUGGACUACAGGCACAUGCUGAUGGAGGAUUUCUCUCUGAGCCCCGAGAUCGUGCUGCACUGCCGGGGCGAGAUCGAGGCUCACUGCUCCGGCCUGCACCGUAAGGGAAGAACCCUGCACUGUCUCAUGAGGGUGGGCCGAGGAGACAAGGGGCCGAUGGACAGCCACUGCCAGAGCGCGCUCCAGGCACUCGUCCAAUCUGCUGACCCUGGUGCUGAUUACCGCAUUGACCGGGCUCUCAAUGAAGCGUGCGAGUCUGUAAUACAGACAGCUUGCAAACACAUCCGCAAUGGAGAUCCCAUGAUCCUCUCGUGUCUAAUGGAGCAUCUCUACACGGAAAAGAUGGUCGAGGACUGCGAGCACAGGCUGCUGGAGCUGCAGUACUUUAUCUCCAGAGACUGGAAGCUCGACCCUGUUUUGUAUCGGAAGUGCCAGAACGACGCGGCACGGCUCUGUCACACACAUGGCUGGAAUGAGACGAGUGAGAUGAUGCCCCCGGGCGCCGUGUUUUCCUGCCUCUAUCGUCACGCUUACCGGACAGAAGAACAAGGCAGACGGCUCACGAGAGAGUGUAAAGUGGAAGUGCAGAGGAUUUUGCAUCAGAGGGCAUUGGAUGUGAAGCUGGACCCCGAACUCCAGAAACGCUGCAUGAUUGACCUGGGAAAGUGGUGCAGCGAGAAGACUGAUACCGGUCAGGAACUGGAGUGUCUCCAAGAACAUCUGGAGGAUCUGGUGGCAGACUGCAGGGAUGUGGUGGGAAAUCUGACUGAGCUGGAGUCUGAGGACAUCCAGAUUGAAGCGCUGCUCGUCCGAGCGUGCGAGCCAGUCAUCCAGACCCACUGCCAUGACGUGGCUGAUAAUCAGCUCGACACGGGGGAUCUGAUGGAGUGCCUGGUGCAGAACAAACAUCAGAAGGAGAUGAACGAGAAGUGUGCUGUCGGAGUGACGCACUUUCAGCUGAUUCAGAUGAAGGACUUUCGCUUCUCCUAUAAGUUCAAGAUGGCCUGCAAAGAGGACGUCCUCAAACUCUGUCCCAACAUUAAAAAGAAGGGUGAUGUAGUGAUCUGUUUGAGCACCACAGUGAGGAACGACACUCUCCAGGAUGUGAAGGAGCAGCGAGUGUCCCUGAAGUGUCGCAGACAGCUGAGGGUAGAGGAGCUGGAAAUGUCGGAGGACAUUCGUCUCGAGCCCGAGCUGCACAGCGCAUGUAAGAAGGACAUCGAGAGGUUCUGCUCUGCUGUUUCGUUCGGUAAUGCUCAGGUCACGGAGUGUUUGAAGGAGAAUAAACUGCUGCUGUCGAACACGUGCCAUCAGAAGGUGUUUAAGCUGCAGGAGUUGGAGAUGAUGGACCCUGAGCUGGACUACCAGCUAAUGAGAGUCUGCAAACAGAUGAUUAAGCGUUUUUGUACGGAGUCCGAUGCCAAGGACAUGCUGCAGUGCCUGAAACGGAACAAGAACAGUGAGCUAAUGGACCCUAAAUGUAAGCAGAUGAUCACCAAGAGACAGAUUACUCAGAGCACAGAUUACAGGCUGAAUCCUGUGCUACGGAAGGCCUGCAAAGCAGAUAUUCCCAAAUUCUGUCAGAACGUUCUGAACAAGGCCACUGAUUACAAUGAACUGGAGGGCCAGGUCAUUUCCUGUCUCAAGCUCAAGUAUGCUGAUCAGCGUCUGUCUUCAGACUGCGAGGACCAGAUCGCAGUGAUCCUGCAGGAGGCUGCUCUUGAUUACAGACUCGAUCCUCAGCUUCAGCUUCACUGCAGCAAGGAGAUUAUGGAGUUGUGUGCAGAGGAAGCUGCUGCGCAAGAACAAACAGGCCAAGUGGAGGAAUGUCUGAAGACCAACCUCCUGAAGCUCAAACAUGACACUUGCAAAAAGGAGGUUUUGAACAUGCUCAAGGAGAGCAAAGCAGACAUUUUCGUGGAUCCCGUCUUGCAUACAGCCUGUGCCUUGGACCUGAAGCACCAGUGCGCGGCGAUACCCCCCGGCCGAGGCCGACAGAUGUCUUGCUUGAUGGAGGCUCUCCAGGACAAGCGGGUGAGACUGCAGCCUGAGUGUAAGAAGAGACUGCAGGACCGGCUAGAUAUGUGGAGCUACGCAGCCAAGGCCUCCGAGACAUUCAGCCAAAGUCUUUCUUGAAGAGUUUGGUGAACUGUUAUCAGUCAUUUGCUUAGAGUUUGAUUGUCUUAUUAUAUCUGGGGAUCUUAACUUGCAUGUAGAUAAUACUGAUAACAUUUAUGCCAAAGAACUACUUGCAAUUAUUGACAACUUCAACCUAGUACAACAUGUACAGGGGCCGACCCACUCUCGUGGUCAUACUCUUGACCUCGUCAUCACAAAGGGUCUUACUGUUUCUAAUACUGUUGUUGACCUGGCCUUAUCCGAUCAUUUCUUUGUUUUCUUUGAUGUUUCUAUGUCUCCUCACAUUCAGAACAGCUCAACGACUAUAGGUAGGAGAGUCAUAAAAGACAACACAUGUGCUCUCUUUGAGCAAGCUCUCUCUCAGAACUCAACCAAAAUGUCAGACUCUGUAGAUGAUUUACUGGAAUUUUUUAAUUUAAAUAUGACCCAAAUUAUGGAUGAUAUUGCUCCAUUCAAAAUCAAGAGUCAAUGAUAAGCAGAAAGCACCAUGGAAGCAGUACCCGGCUGUUAAACUGCUAAAGAGAGAAUGUAGAAAGACUGAAAGAAAAUGGCGCAAAUCUAAACUUCACAUUCAUUAUCAAAUCCAUAAAGAGAUGCUUUGUAAUUAUAAUUAUGAAAUUCGUAAAGCAAGACAGUCUUUCUUCUCCAACAUCAUCAGCAGGAAUAUGAACAAUGCCCGUGUGCUAUUUUCAGCAGUAGAGAAGCUAACUAAUCCCCCACCACAAUUAGCACCUGAACUUCUCUCAGUUAAUAAAUGCAAUGAGUUUGCAUCCUUUUUCAAAGGUAAAAUUGAUAAAAUACGGCAGAAUAUUCCUCAUAAUAUAUCUCAGUUGCAAAAAAUUGAAAAACUGCAAUCACCAAUGACACAGAUAGAUAACUUCAACACAAUGUCAGAAUUUUGUUUAAUUGAUUGAGACUCUUGAAAAAACUGUACAAAAUCUCAGUUCCUCAACAUCUGAAUUGGACAUUCUGCCCACCAACUUUUUAAAAUCUGUUCUUCAGCUUAUAAUUACAGAUGUGCUUCAAAUUAUAAAUACAUCCCUGGAGACUGGCGUUGUUCCUGUGUCCCUAAAAAAAAGCCGUUGUAAAGCCCCUUCUUAAAAAAAAUAAUCUGGAUCCUUCAGUAUUAAAUAACUACAGGCCAAUAUCAAAUUUACCAUUCAUCGGGAAAAUCCUUGAAAAAAUUGUCUUCAAUCAAUUAACUGCCUUCUUGAUAGCAAACAGCCGUUUUGAUAAUUUUGUCAGGAUUUCGUGCCAAUCAUAGCACUGAAACAGCGCUGAUUAAAGUUAUAAAUGACAUGCGUCUUAAUACUGAUGCAGGCAAAACAUCGGUCCUGGUAUUACUGGACCUCAGUGCAGCUUUUGAUACUGUUGAUCACAACAUGCUGCUAUAUCGACUUGAACACUGGGUUGGAUUGACUGGUAAAGUUAUCAAUUGGUUAAAUUCAUACUUAAAAGAUCGAAGCUUCUCUGUUACCCUGGGAAAUUGUUCCUCAACGUCAAUGUCCUUGACCUGUGGUGUCCCCCAGGGGUCGAUUCUUGGACCAUUACUUUUCAACCUUUAUAUGCUCCCACUUGGGCAAAAUAUCAAUAAAAAUUCAAUUUUGUAUCACUGCUAUGCAGAUAACACCCAAAUUUAUCUUGCUCUAUCACCUAAUGAUUAUGCCCCCCUUGAAUGUCUCUACCAGUGUAUCGAUCAAAUCAACAGCUGGAUGUCAAAAUUUUCUUCAGCUGAACACAGAUAAAACAGAAGUAAUUCUAUUUGGAAAAAAAAGAUGAAAGACUCAGGAUUACCACUAUUCUUGACACAAAAGGGAUUAAAACUAAAGAAAUGGUUAAAAAUCGUGGUGUUUUCAUUGACAGCGAGCUAAACUUUGACAGUCACAUGAAAGCAAUCACUAAAACGGCAUUUUAUCACCUAAAAAGCAUUUCCAAACUAAGAAGACUUGUGUCAAAAAAUGAUCUGGAAAAACUAAUGCAUGCCUUCAUCUCUAGUAGGGUUGAUUACUGCAAUGGCCUUUUCACAGGCCUGCCAAAAAAGACCAUCAAACGACUUCAGCUGGUUCAAAAUGCAGCGGCUAGGGUUCUCACACGAACAAAAAGAACAGAGCACAUUACUCCAAUUCUAAGGUCCCUUCACUGGCUUCCAGUAAGCUACAGAAUUGACUUUAAAGUAUUGCUGCUGGUGUACAAAUCUCUAAAUGGUACAGGGCCCAAUUACCUCUCUGAUAUGUUGCAGCGGCCUAACCCAAUCAGAUCUACCAGAUCAAAACAGAAAAAUUUCCUAUUAAAAUCAGUUGUUAAAACAAAGUAUGGUGAAGCAGCUUUUAGCUACUAUGCAGUACAGCUAUGGAACCAACUGCCAGAGGACAUUAAAAAUGCUCCUGCUGUUGGCAGUUUCAAAUCUAGACUAAAGACCAAGCUGUUUUCAGAUGCUUUCUGUUAAAUAAUUAAUAUUGUCUUCUUUACAUUUUUUAUAAUCUUUACUUUCUCUGCAUGUUUUAAAUUUACUUUAAUUUUAACUUUAUUCUAUUUUAUUCUUUAUUCUAUUCUACUGGUUUCUUUUUUUUCUCCUCCUAUUUGAACUUCUACUUCAUUUUAUUAUUU
Neoarius graeffei (lesser salmon catfish) is the source of this 5928-nucleotide messenger RNA. It is a transcript of the gene glg1b, whose product is annotated as golgi glycoprotein 1b. Gene Ontology annotation, cellular component: Golgi membrane. NCBI's taxonomy places the organism in Eukaryota, Metazoa, Chordata, Actinopteri, Siluriformes, Ariidae. The coding region runs from base 19 to 3318 and encodes 1099 amino acids. The transcript has 26 exons. The record is from RefSeq and is a predicted model, not a curated record. Gene Ontology annotation, molecular function: fibroblast growth factor binding.